GGCGACCGAAAGGGGCGCGAGAGAGGCCGUUGCCCCCAACGGCCGAACAAUUGACGUUGGUCUCAGACGGGAUAGGGCGCAGAACGCUCCACCGGUGUCCGUGAAACUCGUCAUCUCCGCGAGGCGCCAUGGUAGGGAGCGGGGGUUUCUGUGGUGGGGCUUUAGGAGGGACGGCAUGGCGGGUGUUGAACCCCUUCGGCUGAGGGUGUUCUGACGGGGGCCGUGAGCUCGGGGUAAGAGGGUGGUAAGCAGGGCCCUAUGGCGAGCGGGGAGACGGAAACCCGAGGUCUCCCGCAUCGUGCGCGGCGAAGGCCGGCCGACUCGUGGCGCGCGAGCACGAGGGAACGAGCGGCGGUUCCGGCAGCCAAUGGAGAGCGGCCGCGUGACCCCGAAAGGCGCGAAUCUUGCCGAGAGAAUCGGUUGGCUUCGCGCCGUUGGCGGUCUUUCCUCAGGGCCGAGAGCGCGAGGGCUGACCGUCGCUUCGCCUCAGAUUCGCCAUGGUGGGGAGCGGUGGAAUAUUGUGGUUUUGCUAUUAAAGGGUGGCAUGGAGGAGGAGGCGUGAAAGCGGUCGCUUUCCUUUGAGUCAUGCCCACAGUGGGAUAAGUCGGUGUUGAAAUGUAAAACAGGUUAUCCUGGCAUGAAAUCGUGGAGAAGGGCGAAAGGGGACCGUGGUCGGGAGGGAAUGCACUGUAAUUAUUAACCGUUUGGGAAGUGCGUAGUGGCCAGAUUAGGCAAAAUGCUGUGAAAGAUGACAGGUAAUGAGUGCAUAAGUAAAACUUGAUUGGAUCAUAUGGGAGGUAAGAGAAAUACAUUCCUCUUUGAAAGUGUUAGUUAAACAGGCCUCGGAUAUUCCAUUAAAUAGAUUAUCUAGGCUGAGAUAGUGGUGUGUUUGAAAAGAGAGCCACUUUAAAAAAAUAGUCUUUGGUAUCUGUGAUGGUACAAUUUUUUUAAAAAAAUUCUCGAGUCAUUUACAAAAGAGCAAACUAAUUUUCACUCUUCUAUGUGUCUUUGUUUUGUUGUUUUUUUAACAGCGUGAGUGUAUAUCUAUCCAUGUUGGACAGGCUGGUGUUCAGAUUGGUAAUGCUUGCUGGGAGCUGUAUUGUCUUGAACAUGGAAUCCAACCUGAUGGUCAGAUGCCAAGUGACAAGACCAUAGGAGGUGGUGAUGAUUCUUUCAACACUUUUUUUAGUGAAACUGGAGCUGGCAAGCAUGUGCCUAGGGCUGUCUUUGUGGACCUUGAGCCAACUGUGGUUGGUAGGUAUAUUGCUGCUUUCUGAUGUAUGAAAUUGCUAGUGUUAAAUAGACUAUAUUGCAGUUUUGAGCAUUAUAUUAGAGUUAUUAUAGAUUAAUAUUAACUUUAGCAAUACAGAUUUUACAAAAUAGUUUUGUGGCAAGCUAUCUUUUUACCAUUUCAUGCAUAAUGUUUUAAGGCUAAAUGCAUCAGGCAAAGGUGAAAUAGGAAUGGUUUACAAGAUUCUUUAUAAUGUUUUAUAGAUGAAGUGCGUACAGGCACUUAUAGGCAGUUAUUUCAUCCUGAGCAACUUAUUACUGGAAAAGAAGAUGCUGCCAACAAUUAUGCCCGAGGCCACUAUACCAUAGGAAAAGAGAUUGUUGAUUUAGUGCUGGAUCGCAUUCGCAAACUGGUAAGUUUUAUUGGAAAACUAAGAACAGACACCAACCUAUUUCGCUACCUUUCAAACUAGUCAGAAAAAAAUAUUCUAUUAUGAAAAUAGGAGAGUACGUUUAAAUGGAAAGUAUCAUUAACAGGCCAUAAAUCCAAAGGACACACACAACCAAAUGGCUAAUCACACCCUCCUUACCACCUCCCAUCUUUAUACAAACUUAACUUACAAGUAAAGACCCAUCAAUCUUGAAUUAAUUUGACAUCUGCACAGACAGCUAUAGAACUACUGUAAGUGAGUAGGUUUUUGUAACACAUACACUUGUACAGAGAGCAAUAAAAUAUCAACACAUGAGUAUUGCAUAGGGAUCUUCUAUGUUCACAGGAUUUUGGUAUGUACAGACUUCCCAUGUUCUGGUUUAGGUCCUUAAUCUUAAAGGUAUGAUUUUAUUGUGUCAGAAUAGAGUUUAAAGGUGAUUGAAAUAGAUUUAGUAGACUUAACAAAGACAGGAAAAUUGGUUCUUUAUUGCACAUUAAAAAGUAUUCCCAAAGCCAUGCACUGUAACUGACCACAUAAAUAAUUAGAAGUCAUUUUGUGUCUUAGAUGGGGGGGGGCAUACACCAGUAACAAGCUAAUUUUAUCCAAGGCAACUAUGUUAUCUGAAAUAGAUAAAUAAAUAAAUUCUCUUUUGUUCACACAUACAAUUUUUUAAUAUUUUUCUAGAAGUCUUUGAUUUCAAGUAAAAUGUACUAAAGAUUUCAUUUUACUACUUAUUAAAUUCAGUGCAUUGUAUCCAACAUUAAACAUCUUUGUAGACCCACUGAAAUUAAUGGGCUUGAUUAAUUUAAGUUGACUUAUUAGUUCUACACUAAAUAGAACUUACUAGUGUAGAAUGCAAUACUGAACUACUGCUUAGCUUUAUCUAUCAAACAUCAAAACAGCAUAUUUCAUGAAAUAAUCAGACAACAUUAAAUAAGUCUAGGAUCAUUAGAUUUUAAGACUUUUUAAGAAAAAUGGAAGGAAAUUUUUAAUUAGCCAAAUAUUUUAAAUGCACACAGUGAAAACAAGUGAUUUCUAGGAAUGAUUUGUACAUUAAGUACACACUUAGAAUACUUAAGAAUGCUUGCUGUCUUUUUCUUCUAGGCUGAUUUGUGCACAGGUCUUCAGGGUUUCCUUAUUUUUCAUAGUUUCGGAGGAGGCACUGGCUCUGGAUUUGCAUCUUUACUCAUGGAAAGACUGUCAGUUGAUUAUGGCAAAAAGUCCAAAUUGGAGUUUGCUAUUUACCCAGCUCCACAGGUAUCUACUGCUGUAGUAGAGCCUUAUAAUUCUAUCCUUACUACACACACAACAUUGGAGCAUUCUGACUGUGCCUUCAUGGUAGAUAAUGAAGCUAUUUAUGAUAUAUGUCGACGCAAUCUUGACAUUGAACGUCCCACUUACACCAACCUAAAUCGUCUCAUUGGCCAAAUUGUUUCAUCAAUCACGGCUUCACUCCGUUUUGAUGGUGCUCUGAAUGUAGAUCUGACAGAAUUUCAGACAAAUCUUGUCCCAUACCCACGAAUCCAUUUUCCUUUGGCAACAUACGCACCUGUCAUCUCAGCUGAAAAGGCAUACCAUGAGCAGUUGUCUGUCGCUGAAAUUACUAAUGCAUGUUUUGAGCCAGCCAACCAGAUGGUAAAGUGUGACCCUCGCCAUGGCAAAUAUAUGGCCUGCUGCAUGUUAUACAGAGGUGAUGUUGUCCCAAAAGAUGUCAAUGCAGCUAUUGCAACUAUCAAGACGAAGCGUACCAUUCAGUUUGUGGAUUGGUGUCCAACUGGAUUCAAGGUAUUUUAAAGCAUUUUAAGUGAAUUUACAGAACCUUUCAGCCAUUUCUUUAUAGGUGGUUUUCAUGGUGCACAAGCUGUCCAUAAGUUCAUUUUUAAUCUGUUGUAAAUUAACAACUAAUAGGUAGUUGUUUUCACAUUUGCCAUUUUAACAGUGCAGUCGUAAUUUUGAAAGUGAAAUUAGUCAAAUUAGUUCAUAGAAAAUGCUUCACUAAUCAAAUACAGUUUUAAAAGUUUAUUGAAGAUGCAGGCCUCAGUCUAAAAUGACGGGGUACAUUUGUUCAUUUAUGAGGCCCCUUUCAUUCUUUCAGAGCAGGUCCUUGUCACAUAGUUGUAUUGAAUUCCAAAGAUUUCCAGAUACUUUUUAGAGGCAGGCCCAUGUGCCGUGCUUCUUAAUCCAAAUGGGAGAGUAUGCAGUAUUCAGUGCACUUAAAAAACACUAUGUAUGAUAUGCAAGUGCAUUUUAGAUAUCCCAGCAAUAUUAAAUUCAUGUAAAUUACAUUUCUUAUUUGUCACUAAGAGACACAAGAUAUCCAGUAGUUUGGAAAGUACAUGGUCGUACCACUUUUUUACUAAUUUGUGGCAGUUAGCAUUUCCUAUCAUCAUUAAGCUCUCAAAGUAGAAUAUUAAAGGGUGAGAUUUUUCCUUUAAAAAUCUUCUAGCUAAGGACUAUUAUUAUUGUUUCUAUUUUUUAUUUUCCCUUUUACCCAGAGUACUCAGAGCACUAUACAGUGGUACUUCGGGUUACAGACGCUUCAGGUUACAGACUCCACUAACCUAGAAAUAGUACCUCGGGUUAAGAACUUUGCUUCAGGAUGAGAACCGAAAUCGCAGCAGCAGUGGGAGGCCCCAUUAGCUAAAAUGGUACCUCAGGUUAAGAAUAGACCUCCAGAACGAAUUAAGUUCUUAACCCGAGGUACCACUGUAUAUAGUGGCAUCGCAUUUUAUUCUCACAGCCUUAUAAAGUAGUGUAGGCAGAGAGAUUGUGGCUACCCUGAAAAUAAGCUUCAUAGCAUAGUUUGGGAUUUGAAUACAAGUCUCCUUGAUUAAAGAACAACUGUUUGCUACACCACAUCAACUAACCUAUUAAAAGUAAAAUAAAAAAGUAUGUAACAGAAAUCACCCCUUAACCAGAUAGCUCAUAUAGAAAUGGGCUGCAGAUUUUUACUCUGCGGAACAAAGACAUUUGGGCAAGGAAGGAGGUCCAGUUUUCUCCAUUUCCUCAAAUAGGUGACCAGAUGGAAUAGCGCCCGUCAUUGCUUUUACUGAUUUUCAGAAUUGGAAUAAUGUAGGUUUUAAGAAGUAGGGUUUGCCUAUCGUUUUUAAAGUAUUUGUUUAGCAUUGGGGGGGGGGCUUAACUAGAUAGAGAGACUUUUAAAUAGUUUGCCCUUUCCUGGUAGAUUUUGUGAUCUUAAGAUAUUAAUAAGUUAACCAUAUAUUUAACAGUAUUAUUACUAUUAUUAUUUGAAUUUAUAUACUGCCCUAUACCCAGAGGGCUGUCUUGGCUGAAAUGUAACUUAAUGAUGACUGCAUUCUGAAUGUUAAUCCUGUGUAGUUUUAUCGUUUUAUUGAUACACACAACCCCCGGGUCAAAAGUACAAUCUGCUCACAGUGGGAUCCUCAUGAUUGCCCACAAACCCAUUUGUCCUUCCCUCCCUAUGGUGUAGAAGCAGAACCUCAGGACAUAGUGGAGAAUAGAUACAUACAUUUUUUAUAUUCUCAUCUACCUGAUUGUCUUGUUCAAGUUGCUUAAUAUUCAGUUCACCUCUAAUUUUCUUUCUGUAAUGUCCUUGCCUGCUGUAAUGGGAAUUAAGGAAAAAGCAAAACUCAUAAGCCCUGCAAUGAUUCCCUUGAAUGUGGGUGGUGGAGCAUUGUGCUAUAGGGAAACAUAAUUAAACUUUCAUUUUUCUUCUAGGUGGGCAUUAACUACCAGCCUCCUACUGUUGUGCCAGGAGGGGAUCUGGCCAAGGUGCAACGUGCUGUGUGUAUGUUAAGUAAUACAACUGCCAUUGCAGAAGCUUGGGCUCGUCUUGACCAUAAAUUUGACCUGAUGUAUGCUAAGCGAGCCUUUGUGCAUUGGUAUGUUGGAGAAGGUAUGGAGGAAGGAGAAUUUUCUGAAGCUCGUGAAGAUCUAGCUGCUCUUGAAAAAGAUUAUGAAGAAGUGGGUGUUGAUUCUGUGGAAGCUGAGGCUGAAGAAGGGGAAGAGUAUUAGAAAAAAAAGUAAUGUCAGAUGAUUAUUUGAAAAUAUUUUCAUACUUCAGUUCACUUGUUCUGUUUCAAAUAAACAUUUAAGCGUUCUAGCAGUUUCGUUUAAUCAUUUAAAAUAGCUUUAAAAUCUUUCUUAGAAUAGUUAUAAAUAUAUUCUGAGAAAAGUAUAAAAUAAAGUUUCUGUCAGAAAUGCUAUAUACUGCCUCCUAGAUUUGAAGAUCUAUUCUCCUUUCCCCCUUGCAUUCCUUUUGCAACGAUCUUGAAAACCUGAAAAAUGAAAAAUUUAUAUUGAAAAGAAUCAUACUAAUACGUUACAAGAUCCUAAAUCUUAGCAGACAUGUCUUUAUAAUGAAAAUCACAUGGGAAUAUCAUUGUGCACAUUGAGCUUUGUGUUAAAUAAAGAAACAUGAAUGAAUGUAUGUAUAUCUUCCGUUAUUUCUUUUUUAAAACUUUCUGUUUCCUAUUCUAUGGUUUAAUAGAACCUGAUAAUGGUGUCAUGUUCCCCCUUAUACAGGACAUUUCCAGAACCAACUGGAAAGAAUACCUCAUGAAAGUAUCCUUAAAGCUUAGGUAGAAAAACUAUGUAAUCUGCCCAUGUAAAUUUUAAAAUAAAGACAAAAUGCAAGCAAUACAUU
Messenger RNA from Podarcis lilfordi (Lilford's wall lizard), 6288 nucleotides. Lineage: Eukaryota; Metazoa; Chordata; Lepidosauria; Squamata; Lacertidae. The record is from the annotation of a GenBank genome assembly.